AUGAUUUCACAGAAUUUCUCAAUGCUCAUGAAAAACAAGCCUGUAGUUAAUGGUUUUCUUGGUAACAACAGAGGUGACAAUUAUAAAGAGUCGAUUGAAACUAUGCUUAAAAUUUGUAAAAUUAUGGGCUGCAUAAUGUCCUAUAAACGUCAUAUUAUGCUAGAUUCUCACCUGGAUCCAUUUAAAGACAAUAUGGGUGCCUACUCAGAGGAACAAGGAGAACGUUCUCACCAAGAUGUGAUGGACUUUGAACAACGUUACCAAGGGCAGUACAACAAGAAUAUGAUGGGAGAUUACAUUUGGGGUUUAAUACGAGAAAGCCCAUACAAACAUAAGAGAACUACUAAAAAUAUUCAUUUCAGAACUUGA
Psylliodes chrysocephalus is the source of this 369-nucleotide messenger RNA. The record is from the annotation of a GenBank genome assembly. NCBI's taxonomy places the organism in Eukaryota, Metazoa, Arthropoda, Insecta, Coleoptera, Chrysomelidae.